Messenger RNA from Oncorhynchus nerka (sockeye salmon), 5931 nucleotides. RefSeq lists its product as uncharacterized. The transcript is spliced from 4 exons. The record is from RefSeq and is a predicted model, not a curated record. The coding region runs from base 889 to 2994 and encodes 701 amino acids. Gene Ontology annotation, molecular function: nucleic acid binding. Lineage: Eukaryota; Metazoa; Chordata; Actinopteri; Salmoniformes; Salmonidae.
UGUGUGUGUGUGUGUGAGGGAGGAUGAUGCGGUCUCACUAUCUCCGGUGAAUAAAGCGAAAACAAUGUGCGUUUAUUAGCUAACUAACAAAAGACACAUUCAAAAUGUUCAGAAACUUAAACGAUACUCCAGGACAACUGAUGUUGUUUCUCUCCACGUGUUUCAUCAACUAGCUAUCAUCGCAAAAGUUUAAAUAGUACAGACCUGCUGUGACUGUAUUAUAAAUUAGUUUUACACUGCGUUGUAGUGAACUUCUGUUGAUUAUUGUCAAUAACCUUUAAUUUAGCAUGAUCUUAUAAGGGCCUAGAGGUGUCGAAUGAUAUGUUGAAACUAUGAGCAACUUAAAUAAUUUUAACUUUUUUUUAACCGAUUGUGUUAAAUGUAGUUACAUCUCACUAACGAACUCCUUGUUGGAUUGUUUUUUGUUGCAGUGUACAAUAACGUCAGAAAGAUAUCAAAUCAGAUGCUAACUAGAUAACGCUAGAUAGGCCUAACGUUAGUUGGAAAUGAAGUUAACCAUUGGGUGGCGAGUUUUGAAUGAAAGCUAAUUUAGCUAGCUAGUCAAGAAAUGGACAAUAACAAAACUAAACGUGUUUAGCUAUGCAACUGCUCGUGCCACCUUUUAAUUAAAUUAUACGUUUAGCCCUUUUUUGUUUUCGUUAUUGACAGUUUUGAUAAGCAACUGGAUAGCGGGAUCUUUUAGCUAGCAAACAACCAACUUCAAUGUGACAAGUUAAAUAACGUGUCAUGGUUACAUUAGCUCGCUAUCAUGAAAGACUGCUAUAGCUAGUUUGCUGACAAGUUGAGUAUUGGAUGAGAGAUUCAAGUCUAUGCAGAGGGGCGAUAUCAGCAACAGCGCAUGGUCACGUGUAGCAGAAAGCCUUGCUAAUGGAGGCGAACAACUAUUUCAACUAUGGCACCCACUCCUCUGUGUCUGUUAACUCAGGACUGAAACUCUCCUCAGGGGAUUCUGUCUAUACCAAUGGGUCCUCCAUGAGUUUCCCUCAGCAGGAGAAGAAUAUGAACGGCGAAAUGAAUGUGAAUGGCAGCACUACUGUAAUUGGGUCCAGUGUGCCUGGCUCCCAACCUCCAACAGCCCCAUACCCUCAUAUGAGCAACCACCACCACCAGAGUAGCAUGGGCUACGACUACCUGUGGGGAGGACAGCCACAGUACAGCCCAGCCAUGAGCUUGUCUCCUGGGCAUGGCAUGCACCAGAAGCAGCCUCCCACUGGGGUGAUGCAGCAACAGAGCCAGCAGCAUUUCCAGGGUCACGGACAGUACCAACUGAACGGGGGCAUGCCUGGGUCCCGUCAGCCCCCCGUGGUGCCCCCCCCAAACAUGACUCUUACAGGAGGCCAGUACUGGAACAAGGUUAACCCGGGGCAACAGCAGAGCAGCGCAGCCAUGGCAAUGGGGUAUAACUCGCACAGCGUGUACGGGGCCUACCAGAGCCAGGUGCACCCUGGGAUUGCACCCUCACAGCAUCACCAGCAGCAGCCUCCACAGCCACCCUCUCAACAACAGACACAGGAGCAACCUCAGCACUACAGCAUGGUGUCCAACGGGAUUCCCUACUACCAGCACCAGCCCCAGCACCCGCCUCUUCCCGCUCCACAACCUCAGGCUCAGAUGAUGCCCCCUAUCUCCCAGAAUUUCACCCCUCCACGGGGAAGCCCCCAGCACCACCAGAUGGGCCGGGGGGGCACAGGCAGCCCCCUCCCCAUGGCGGUGUCCUCUGUCCCCAUGAUGUCACCCUUGACAAUGGCGGAUAGUGGAUCGCCCCAGAGCCAGACCAGGGAGAGGAGUCCCCAUGGUGGUUCUGUAGUGAUGCCGGCUGUCAUGCAAGGGCGGAUGAGUGAAGCGUUUAAGGAUGUGGAUAAAGGCUACAAUGGGAUGGAGAGGGCGUCUGUCGCCCAGCGGCUGCCUAAAAGCGACAGCUACCCUCCCAAGCCCCCUGGACCUCCCAUGGGGCCCACCAGUGACUACUGCCAGCGCUCCAAGCAGCCAAUGGCCCAGCACCAUGAAAUGACUACCUUAGCGAGGGAGUCUGCGCUGCCUGAGCCUCCACACUCGAUGUCGACGCCUCCCCCUGUGGUUUCCACACCUCCUUCAGCUAAGGCAGCAACCCCUCCUAGGGUCUCCGCAGCUGCACACAAGCCUAAGAUCACAAUACGCAAUGCCAAGCGUCGGCUGGAGUGGUGUAAAGCUCGCCGCCAUUGGACUCUGGAGCAGUGGAAACGUGUUCUCUGGAGUGAUGAAUCACGCUUCACCAUCUGGCAGUCCGACGGACGAAUAUGGGUUUGGCGGAUGCCAGGAGAACGCUACCUGCCUGAGUGCAUAGUGCCAACUGUAAAGUUUGGUGGAGGAGGAAUAAUGGUCUGGGGCUGUUUUUCAUGGUUCGGGCUAGGCCCCUUACUUCCAGUGAAGGGAAAUCUCAAUGAUACAGCAUACAAGGACAUUCUAGACGAUUCUGUGCUUCCGACUUUGUGGCAACAGUUUGGGGAAGGCCCUUUCCUGUUUCAGCAUGACAAUGCCCCCGUGCACAAAGUGAGGUCCAUACAGAAAUGGUUUGUCGAGCUCGGUGUAGAAGAACUUGACUGGCCUGCACAGAGCCCUGACCUCAACCCAAUCGAACACCUUUGGGAUGAAUUGGAACGCCGACUGCGAGCCAGGCCUAAUCGCCCAGCAUCAGUGCCUGACCUCACUAAUGCUCUUGUGGCUGAAUGGAAACAAGUCCCCACAGCAAUGUUCCAGCAUCUAGUAGAAAGCCUUCCCAGAAGAGUGGAGGCUGUUAUAGCUGCAAAGGGGGACCAACUCCAUAUUAAUGCCCAUGAUUUUGUAAUGAGAUGUUCGACGAGCAGGUUAUGUACGGAUCCACAGUCAGAAAUUAAACAGAGUAAUCUGCCCCCCCCCCCCCCAACCAUUUACAGUUUUUGUUUGGUUCCCUCUUGUGAGCCGCCUCCUGUGGAUAGUGAUCAGAGAAACAGUUAAUAGUUUCAGUACCUUAGCCUUUAAACUUACAUGUUUCCCCUUUCCUCCUCAUCUGUUAAAUCGCUAAAACAGUCUAUCAAUGUUCAUAAGAUUUGAAUGUUGUGAAAUUCUUUCAGGCAUCUGUCUUAUUGUUUCUCCCAAAUAUACAUUGUUUUACUAAUUCCCAUAUUGAUAUUUGUUAUCUAACAGCACAUCACAUGAAGGCAAAUUGAAAGGAGGCUUGAAGCUCGGUUUGGCAAACAUCUGGUUGUUUUUGUUUUUUACCUUCAAGAAUCUUUCCAUCUGUUUAGAGUUGUGGCAGAGUACAUUACAAUACUCCUGGGUCUUGUGUGGUGAGGGGGUUGAUGGGGGAUAUGACAUGGUAAACCUGUGUAUUGACCAAAUUAAACUUGCACUGUCAAGAAAAUAUGAGGUAAAUGUGUAGUUAUUGGUGUGUAUGUCAAACCUGUAAAGGUAUCACAGGCUUAUGCACUUCAAAUGAUGUUGAGUUACACUGGAAAAUAUAUUUUUUUGUCUCCAUUGUUCUAAGAAACUAAGACUCGUGUUUCCCAUGGUGCUUGUGUUUGAAGACGGGCUAUGCAUGUUUCAUGUCAAAUAAGUUUUGGAGAAGACACUGCUUUCAGUGUUGUGUGACUUCUCAUACAUUUCAAAUGGAAAUGGGAGGACAUGGAAACUGUACUUCAUUAAUCACUGUUUACCAAAAUAAAUUACCAAGAAUACUGCAUCAAGCGGUGUUUCUCAACCUUCAGACAUCUGAUCAGCUGCUCACUGAUGUAGGUAAAUAAAUAUCUGAGUGGCGCAGCAGUCUAAGGCACUGCGUCACUACAGACCCAGUUUCGAUCCAUCCGUGACCGGGAGACACAUGAGGCGGCGCACAAUUGGCCCAACAUUGUGUUAGGUGAGGGUUUGGUCGGCCGGAAUGUCCUUGUCCCAUCACGCUCUAGCGACUCCUUGUGAUGGGCAGGGCACCUGCAAGCUGACUUGGUUGCCAGUUUCCUCCGACAUAUUGAUGCGGCUGGCUUCCGGGCUAAGCGAGCAGUGUGUCAAGAAACUGUGCGUCUUGGCAGGGUCGUAUUUCGGAGGAUGCAUGUCUCUCGACCUUCACAUCUCCUGAGUCCAUACGGGAGUUGCAGCGAUGGGAAAAGACUGGAACUACCCAUUUAGAUAUCAUAAAAUUGGGGGUUAAAAGUACAAAAUAAUAAUUCUGCUCCAUGUUUACUUUAAUAUCACCCACCCUUCCCUAUAAAGCUAUUAGCGCUGUGUCCCAGCUCCAGAGGGAGCCAUAAAUACACUAGCGCUUGCGUGCGUGCUAGUGCCCCUUACACUUAUUUCUAGGCUACAUAACCUGGUCUAAUCAGUGUUUAUGUGGAUAUAUUGCAUUGUUGGUUAUCAAAAUAAUCUGUUAUUUCAGUAUGAAAGUUGGACAUUUUAUUUUUUAUGAAAUAAUAGAGGAGAUUGACAUCACUUCUGAGAUGCGGAUGACCACUUGCUACAAGAGGAAAGGCUGAAAGAUGGCCACCGAGAAUUAUGUUUGUACAAAAACCAUUCAAUGUCAAUAGAGUUUGUGUACAAUCAUUAUAUGCCAAAUUGAUUACAAUAAAACGAGAACAGGUCCCCGUCACUAUAAUGUAAUAUUGUAAUUGUAGUACAUGGCACUACAUACAAUUUCAUUUGUCUGGGUAUUUUUGAUUGUUUAUUAAUUAAAUGACACCCUCUCAACUCAGCAUCACUUCCUGUAGCUGCAUUCUGACCAGACACCAAGCUGUUCAAACAUCCUGUUCUUGGGAACAAAUUAUUAUUUUUCUCUUUAGAAAGCAACACAGUGUUUUAUAUUAUUAUUAUGCUCUUCCUGAAUGUGCCCAUUUUAUCAUGAAAUGAAGCUGGCAAUCUGAAGACUACAGAAUAUGUUUAGUCUUGUGUAACUUAUUUUCUCCUAAAGGGCAGUUUUUUUGCUGCUGGAUUGGGAUAGUCCUUAUAAAAGGUCAAUGAUGUUUUGCACAAUGAUAAGGUGUGUAGAAUGCCUGUUGAGUUCAAAAGUAGACCAGCUAACAAAUAUGUUAAGUGAAAUGAAUAAAUAGAAACACCUGCAAACGGUUAUCUUCCCAUGAAUUGUAUUGCACUCAAAUUUAUAUAAUCCUCGAAGGCAAGUACAGUGGGGCAAAAAAAGUAUUUAGUCAGCCACCAAUUGUGCAAGUUCUCCCACUUAAAAAGAUGAGAGAGGCCUGUAAAUUUUCAUCAUAGGUACACUUCAACUAUGACAGUCAAAAUUAGAAAGGAUUUUUAAUGAAUUUAUUUGCAAAUUAUGGUGGGAAAUAAGUAUUUGGUCACCUACAAACAAGCAAGAUUUUUAAGUGGGAGAACUUGCACAAUUGGUGGCUGACUAAAUACUUUUUUGCCCCACUGUAGUUCUAUUCCUUUCAUUGAAUCUGUGUUUUUAAUAUGAGAAUUUGCCAAAUGUAUUGUAGGAGAGAGUAUACCACAUUAUUACAACAUCAAAACAUAAAUGUAAUUAAGUAAACAUUUUACCUUGAAACGUUAGACUUUAUAACAAUGAAACGGGGAAUGAAUAGGUUAACAUUUGUGGCGGUGUAAGAGUUUUUUCAAAGUAGCAGAGCUGCUGAAUUUGCACACCCUCAACACAAGAACCAUGUGAUGUGAGAGACCAUAUCCCUAAUGGCACAAACUAAUAUCAUGAUGUAUCUAUAAUUGAGACAUUCUUCAAGUUUACAUUUUAUUUGUCCCAAAGGGCAAUUGGUUUUGCGGCAGGCACAUGAGAUGUUAAAAAACAUAAUCUAGAUGAAGCUGAAUGAGGGUUAGUCUGAUUAAUCAGGCUGUAAUAUAAAAUUCAUUGGUAUAUAGCUUUGAAACUAAUUCCUGCAAAAUCGUGUAAAUGUUCCUUACAAGCCAGAAUGUUCAAUAAAAUUAUAUUUAAACUUA